ACUUUGCAGUAGCUAGUUCUGAUGCCUCUAUGGUAGCUACAUUCUUUGAGGAAAAGACAUCAGUGCCUUAUGCAGGUGAUUUCGAUGACUUCUCCUUAUCAGAUGCACUUGAUGAUUUUGACUUGGAACAUGCUCUUCAUCCUGAUGAUCCCAAGCCACAUCCUCCUGCAAAUCCUAGAGACACUGAUAACCCCAAGCGAAAUGAACCUAAAGACACUGGCACGUUUGAUGAUGCAGAUCUGUUUGAUGGCAAUUUGCCAAAAGGAGGAGGUGAUAGUAGUGGCAGCAAUGAUCGAAAGGGCCCAGCUCCAAACGAUGGACAAGCAGAGGAGGCUUCUCCGGGAGCACUAGCUGGAAUUGUAGGUGCUGUGGCUGCUACUGUAAUUGGAGCAGUAUCUAGUUUCAUUGCUUACCAGAAGAAGAAGCUCUGCUUCAAACAAAGCGCAGAUGAAGAGAAUGUGAAUAUGGAUAGCCAUCGGGGAGCACAAUCUGAGCCACCUGGUAAGAGAAGAAUCUAG
This is a messenger RNA of Acanthisitta chloris (rifleman), 518 nucleotides long. RefSeq names its product CD99 molecule (gene CD99). Lineage: Eukaryota; Metazoa; Chordata; Aves; Passeriformes; Acanthisittidae. Gene Ontology annotation, biological process: positive regulation of neutrophil extravasation; T cell extravasation; homotypic cell-cell adhesion. The transcript has 9 exons. The record is from RefSeq and is a predicted model, not a curated record. The annotation marks the transcript as partial.